GUUAUAUUAUCUAAAAAAAAUUGAUAAAUAUAAACAUGCUCCUCAAAUUGGCAAUAGUGAAAUUGCUCAAGUUGUUGCUCAAGUUGUUGCUUGUAUCAAACAACAAGCUCAGGAUACACAAGAUGCACCUCUAAAAUAA
Messenger RNA from Cetraspora pellucida, 139 nucleotides. Lineage: Eukaryota; Fungi; Glomeromycota; Glomeromycetes; Diversisporales; Gigasporaceae. The record is from the annotation of a GenBank genome assembly.